AUGGCUACAUUUCCUCCUCUCAAAGAACUAGCUGUCAUCUUGCUUUGUUUACUAUUGCGACCUUCGACUGCAUUCAACAAACCAAAGAAUCCAAAGAAUUCCGAAAUGAAAGCUUGGACGUGUCAUGGACGGAAUCAAAAGGAAUUGGUGGAACGAUUAUGCCAAGCCUCCAUCAUCAAGACACCAGCGGUGAAGAAAACAAUGGAGAUGGUAGAUCGAAGUUGUUAUAUUCCUACGAAUCCAUACAGAGAUGCCCCUCAAGCGAUUGGACACGGUCAAACAAUCAGUGCUCCUCACAUGCAUGCUCACGCGCUGGAGGAAAUCUAUCCCUACCUAGUCGGGAAGAAAGAAUUGAAGGUAUUGGACGUGGGAUGUGGCUCUGGGUAUCUUACAACGGCUUUGGGCCGAUGUCUUCAGUUGUUGAAAGAGCAAAAGGAACAGCCUGAAACCCAAAAAUGCGAAUCGGCAAGUAUUCUGGGCAUUGAUGUGCAUCAGUACUUGAUUGAUUUGACGCGUGAGAACAUGAAUAAAGCAGAUAGUGACCUAUUGGAAUCCGGGACAGUGAGGAUUGCGCUAAGGGAUGGUUGGAAAGGAUGGGAGGAAGAAGCUCCAUUUGAUGCCAUUCACGUUGGAGCAGCAGCUGAUUCCUUGCCCGAACAGCUCCUCAAUCAGCUCAAAGUCGGAGGUGUCAUGAUUAUUCCAAUUGGACCACAGUCACAAAUUCAAAAUCUGUACAAGAUAGAACGAUUGAAUCAGACUGAAGAGGGCAGUGAGAGGUACCACUCCGAAGACUUUCGCACGACUCCUCUGUUGGGUGUUCGCUAUGUACCUUUGAUUCGCCCGUAG
Messenger RNA from Cylindrotheca closterium, 846 nucleotides. NCBI's taxonomy places the organism in Eukaryota, Bacillariophyta, Bacillariophyceae, Bacillariales, Bacillariaceae. The record is from the annotation of a GenBank genome assembly.